Molecule: messenger RNA, 881 nt
Organism: Zeugodacus cucurbitae (melon fly)
Lineage: Eukaryota; Metazoa; Arthropoda; Insecta; Diptera; Tephritidae
Product: heat shock protein 23
Exons: 1
Coding region: 155-667 (170 amino acids)
Biological process (GO): response to heat; protein refolding
Molecular function (GO): protein folding chaperone
Source: RefSeq, a predicted model, not a curated record
CUGCCACAAACGACAUCAGUUGAACAACAAAUCGCAAGAGUUAAACGCGUUGAAUAAGCGCUCAUCAAAGCAACAACAAAAGCUAACAGCAAAUUAAACAUAUUUAAAUCUCGCGCAUUUAUUGAAAGUGAAAAGUAAAUUGAAAGUGAAAAAAAUGGCAAAUCUACCAUUGAUCUUGAGCUUGGCCAAUGACCUCAGCCGCCUGACACCAUUCUACGAACCGGCCUUCUACUCGAGCUGCCCAGCACUGGCUGGUGCACCCGGAAAUCAAUUGCGUAAAUUCGAAAAGGACUUGCCCGUUGCGACUAUUGGUAAGGACGGCUUCCAGGCCAGUUUGGAUGUGCAGCAAUUCAAGCCGAGUGAAUUGAGUGUGAAAGUUGUCGAUGAUCACAUCGUGGUUGAAGGUAAACACGAGGAGCGUGAAGAUGAUCAUGGUUAUAUUUCAAGACACUUUGUGAGACGCUACGCUUUGCCAAAGGGUUUCGAUGCCGAUAAAGUGGUUUCUACACUCUCAUCGGAUGGUGUGCUGACUGUACGUGUACCAAAGCCAGCCAUCGAGGAUAAGUCCAACGAGCGUGUAAUACAAAUUCAACAAGUUGGUCCCGCACAUUUGAAUGUGAAGGAAAAUCCGAAAGAGGUAACCAGUGAGGAGCAGGCAAGCGCUUAAGCACUCUUUGUUACAACUGGGUGUGCCGCUCAGGGUUGAUUUAUUCAAUUUUUUUCGUUCGAAUCGUUUAACUGUUAAAUCACUUCAACCAGUAUAUAUACACAUACAUAUGCACUAUAAGCAAAUAAUUGCUGCCAAAAAUUGUAUUAUAAAAUUAUAUUAAUUCUAAAAAUAUACUAUAGCAUUUAAAUAAAUCUUAACAUUAAAAAAUAAA